CUACUUCUAUCAAUUAAUCAACAACUACUUUAAUGAAGAAUAUCAAGCGAUUGGACCCAAAUCUAAACUAUCACUGAAGCUAAACAACCCUAAUCACUUAGAGCUUAUCAAACUACUAAACAAGAGGAUGCCGGAUGUUGACAGUCUCAAUCUCCGAUAUAUUCCUUAUGAAUGCGAGGAAGCCAAGACUUUUUUGAAGAAAUCUUUCCCUCGUCAAGUAAAAUGCUUCGACUUCAACUCAUUAUCUGAGCUUAACAAUCCAUUGGAUUUUUACUUAGAUGAACUAGUACAAGUGAGCCAGAGAGUGACUAACAAGGUUGUGAUUAAUAGGUUUAACAUCAGUCAGGAUAACCUAGUCACUCUGUUCAAUGCUAAUGUAGACAAGAAGUUGUUUGGAUUUUAUAAUUGAAAGCUAGAGCUUUCUUCAGUCCCUUCUUUCUCAGGGAAGCUUAAGGGUAGUUCGAUAGAAUGCUUAGACUUGUAUGGAUGUGGCCACACAGCCUAUGGAGAUUGGGAUCUCAAUGAGUCUUACUUUGGCAAUCUGAUGAGAGGUCUAGCUCAAGAGGAAGACUUUGUUAAAAGCUUGAAGAAAAUCAAGCUUGAGAAUUGAGGAAUGAAUAAAUCUGAGAUAAAAUCUGUCCUCAAAGAAUGUGGGUUUGAUCUUGUACAACUAGUUUCUUGAUAA
Messenger RNA from Moneuplotes crassus, 685 nucleotides. The record is from the annotation of a GenBank genome assembly. Lineage: Eukaryota; Ciliophora; Spirotrichea; Euplotida; Euplotidae.